AACGACGCCUGCGCAGUGUGACCGGGAUGGCGCAUUUUAUUGCACCGAGUAAUGCGGUGUCGCCGGUGGCCGAGGAGGGCGGAGAGUUCUGCGAUGAAAUAGGGGGAAGUAUUCAUGUAGGCAUCGGAGGGAUCCUUACUCUGAACUAUAAGGUGGGAAGCUGAUACUGGGUACAGCUUACUCCCGGACCCGCGGCGUGAAAGUUGUGAUAUCAUCCUCGAACUGCAGAUGCUUUACCGGCUGAGCCACCAGGGAAGGAACAUUAAUUGACUUAUUUGUUUGAUCAGCUUUGAAAUUUAAAAACAAUGGAGAAGACUCAAGAAACGGUCCAACGAAUUCUUCUAGAACCUUACAAGUACUUACUUCAGUUACCAGGUAAACAAGUAAGAACCAAACUUUCACAGGCGUUUAAUCAUUGGCUAAAAGUUCCAGAAGACAAGCUACAGAUCAUCAUUGAAGUGACAGAAAUGUUGCAUAAUGCCAGUUUACUCAUCGAUGAUAUUGAAGACAACUCAAAACUCCGACGUGGCUUUCCAGUGGCACACAGUAUCUAUGGAAUUCCAUCUGUCAUCAAUUCUGCCAAUUAUGUAUAUUUUCUUGGCCUAGAGAAAGUCUUAACCCUCGAUCACCCGGAUGCAGUAAAGCUCUUUACCCGCCAGCUUUUAGAACUCCAUCAGGGACAAGGCCUAGAUAUCUACUGGAGGGAUAAUUACACUUGUCCCACUGAAGAAGAAUAUAAAGCAAUGGUGCUGCAAAAGACAGGUGGACUAUUUGGAUUAGCAGUAGGUCUCAUGCAGUUGUUCUCUGAUUACAAAGAAGAUUUAAAACCACUACUUGAUACACUUGGGCUCUUUUUCCAAAUCAGGGAUGAUUACGCUAAUCUACACUCCAAAGAAUACAGUGAAAACAAAAGCUUUUGUGAAGAUCUAACAGAGGGAAAGUUCUCAUUCCCUACUAUUCAUGCUAUCUGGUCGAGGCCGGAAAGCACCCAGGUGCAGAAUAUCUUGCGCCAGAGAACCGAAAACAUAGAUAUUAAAAAAUACUGUGUACAUUACCUUGAGAAUGUAGGUUCCUUCGAAUACACUCGGAAUACUCUUAAAGAGCUUGAAUCUAAAGCCUAUAAACAAAUUGAUGCUCGUGGUGGGAACCCCGAGCUAGUAGCUCUAAUAAAACACUUGAGUAAAAUGUUCAAAGAAGAGAAUGAAUAAUGUUAAGCCAUUCUCGACUAGGCCUGAUACUUAGUUGACUUUUUUUGUCUUUUAGCCUAUUACCUUUUAAAAAAAUUGGACCAAGCUGUUAGUCUCCAAAAAUUGAGUGAUGAUGACUAUGUGAGUAAAGUUGUUUCAAUUUAGAAUCCCUAUGUACAGAUAAUCAUCAUAGUACAAAGUUGUAGGAAUCAAAAGGAGCCACAUUUAAAUAAGUCUAAUUUGAAUGUCAGAAUGUGCUAUGUUGGGACCUUGUGGCCAACUCUGCCUCACAUGUGUAGAUUCUGUCAAUAAAAGAAGACUUCAGCUUCCAGGAA
Molecule: messenger RNA, 1522 nt
Organism: Cervus elaphus (red deer)
Lineage: Eukaryota; Metazoa; Chordata; Mammalia; Artiodactyla; Cervidae
Gene: GGPS1
Product: geranylgeranyl diphosphate synthase 1
Exons: 5
Coding region: 306-1208 (300 amino acids)
Biological process (GO): isoprenoid biosynthetic process
Molecular function (GO): prenyltransferase activity
Source: RefSeq, a predicted model, not a curated record